Hemiscyllium ocellatum (epaulette shark) is the source of this 3070-nucleotide messenger RNA. RefSeq lists its product as uncharacterized. The record is from RefSeq and is a predicted model, not a curated record. Bases 154 to 816 code for a protein of 220 amino acids. Gene Ontology annotation, biological process: signal transduction; regulation of apoptotic process. Gene Ontology annotation, molecular function: protein binding. The transcript is spliced from 3 exons. Lineage: Eukaryota; Metazoa; Chordata; Chondrichthyes; Orectolobiformes; Hemiscylliidae.
GAUCUUCUCAUUGGCAAUACCGGAGGCGGUUCUCAGGGAAAGCGAAACUGUUGUUAAUUUUGAAUUUGGAAAAGCAGCUCAGUAUGUCGUGAUUGAGUGGCGCGGAUGUGUCGCUCGGUCUCUCUGUUAGGAUUCCUUUAACAAAAGAACAUCAUGACAACCGGACAGUUCCUGCUCGAGGUCCUCGAUGAACUGAGCGAAAACGAUUUCGAAAGGUUCCGAUUCCAUCUUGAGAACAGCGCGGAAUUUAAACCGAUAGCCCGCGGGCGGUCGGAGGGGAAAUCUCGGCAAGAAAUGGCUUCUCUCCUCCAGCACAAUUAUGGAAAGCAGGCUCGAGACAUCAGCAGAAAGGUCCUGCUUCAAAUUCCCAGGCGUGACCUGGUGGGGAAAAUGUUUGGAGACGGAAACUUGAGUGGCUCCGAGAGUACUCGAGUGCAGAGGAAGAGAGAGAGACUGAAGGACUGUGAAUCUGAUGGAGCUCUGUCUGAGCCUUCGGACAAUGAAAUGAUCAUGUCAAAGAAAAACAAGGUGGAGCUAAAGAUACUGACAGACAAAAAACUGAUGCAAUUGGCCAAAAACAUGGGGCAUAAUUGGCAGCAAAUUGGAAUCCAAUUCCUGGAUCUGCAAAGCCACGAAAUUGAGCAAUGUGAAGCUCAGCAGCGGUUAGUUGUCUUGCAGAGAUUUGAAAUGCUCAAAUGCUGGAGAAACCGCGAAAAGGAGGGAGCCACUGCUGUCAAACUUCACUCCAUUCUUUCUAACAAGGAAUGCCCCAUUAGUUCUGCACAAUUGAAUUGUCUUCUUGAAGAAAACCUAUGACCAAAGUCAAUGAGGAGAGUACUUUGCUUUUUUUAAAAAAAACCUUUAAAUGAAUCUUAAAUUUUGUACAUUUUAUACUUUUUUUUAAUUUCCGUGAUUGAUACCCAUAUCUUUUUGCAUUAAUCCGAAGAUACUACUGAAAAGGAAUGAUUGAUUUAUUAUCCAUUUGCAACAAGAAUGCAGACUGGAGGCUACCGAGAAGGGAAACUUCCCUCUUAAAGACUUACCUUGUGAGGAGGUGAAGCAAAGGCUCAACAGGAGUGGAUGCGGACACGGGAAUUGCUGGGCACGUGAACUGAUAUUUUGGGGCCUGUAAUUAACCUUGAAACACUACACGUCGUGCCUCCCACCCAUCCUCCUCUAACCAAAAAAAUGACUGUGAGUGGAGGGUUGGUAAGGUCAGGCUUUUAAGAAAUUUUUUUUCAAUCUCUCUUGGCAAUUUAGAUCAGCGGGGAUGGAGGCUAGGGCAGUUGCAUGCUCCUCCUGCAGGAUGUGGGAGGUAAGGGUCAUCACUGGCAUCCCUGCUGACUUCGCCUGCGAGAAGUGCACCCAACUCCAGCUCCUCACAGACCGUGUAAGGGAACUGGAGCUGGAUGAACUUUGGAUCAUCGGGAGGCUGAGGGGGUGAGACAGGGGAGUUACAGGGAGGCAGUCACAUUAAAGGGGGAGCUAAAAGAGGUGGAGAAGUGGCAUGACUAAUCAGAAAUAGUAUCACAGCUGCAAAAAGGGAGGUCUUCGAGGAGGGUUUGUCUAUUGAGUCAGUAUGGGUGGAAGUCAGAAACAGGAAAGAAGCAGUCACUUUAUUAGGAGUUUCCAACAGACCAUUCCCCCCCCUCCUCUCAGUAGCAACAGAGACACAGAGGAGCUGAUUGGGAGGCAGAUUUUGGAGAAGGUGCAGAAGAAUCAUGGUUGUCUUGGUGACUUUAACUUCCCUAAUAUUGAUUGGAACCUCCUUAGUACAAAUAAUUUGGAUGGAGCAGUUUUUGUCAGGUGUGUCCAGGAAGGGUUCCUGAUUCAAUACGUAGACAGGCUGACUAGAAGGGAGGCCAUAUUGGAUCUGCCAGGUGUCAGAUAGCUUGGUGGGAGAGCAUUUCAGUGAUAGUGAUCACAACUCCCUGACCUUCACUAUAGUCAUGGAGGGGGAUAGAAGCAGAUGGUAUGGGAAAGUAUUUAAUUUUUUCUUUUAAUGGGGGAAUGGCUCCCCUUUAUAUUCCAGGUGCACCACCUGAACAGAUCACUAGUCAUGUCUGCACACUACAGCCCACGGUCCCUCAAGAAGAAGCUCAUUUAAUGUGCGGCAAGUGGAAAAAAGCACAGACUUUAUCAAAUUUUAAAACUAUUCCUACAAAUACUACUAAAAUUAAGAAACUAACCACUACUCCUAACUUAACAUCUCCAGAGAUCUUACACCCCCCCUCGCCCAUAAGGGGUAUUUACUCCCAACCUUAUCAAAUUUAAAAACUAUUCCUACAAACACUAUUAAAAUUUAGAAACUAAAAUUAAGAAACGGUGGCUCAGUGGUUAGCACUGCUGCCUCAGGGUUCCAGGUUCGAUUCCAGCCUCGGGGUACUGACUGUGUGGAGUUUGAACAUUCUCCCCGUGUCUGCGUGGGUUUCCUCCAGGUGCUCCGGUUUCCUCCCACAGUCCAAAGAUGUGCAGGUCAGGUGAAUUGGCCAUGCUAAAUUGUCCAUAGUGUUAGGUGCAUUAGUCAGAGGGAAAUGGGUCUGGGUGGGUUAAUCUUCGGAGGGUCGGUGUGGACUUGUUGGGCCGAAGGGCCUGUUUCCACACUGUAGGGAAUUUAAUCUAAUCAAGGGAAUCUAAUUUUACAGCUGUCCUGGCACCUUCCAGUUAAGGCCACGCCCCAAACCCAGCCAAUGGAAAAAAAAUUGUUAUUUACACUUCUACAAGUUGACAGUGGACACCCACCCCUCCCUGACCACAUCUCGAUCUCACACAUCUUCACUCCAAAGAAGUAACCACCCCUCACUCAGAAAAACAGCAGUAGAAUAAAGAUAACUACCAAACGGAUACAAUAUAAAACAAACCAGAUUUUACACCAAAGCAAUACCAAGCCUCUAAGGCCUGAGACCACAAAAGGGAAAAGAACAAAAAAAAGAUUAAAAAUAAAUUAUACCAUUGUCUGCACAUAUCUUUUCCUCUUCCCCCUCAGUCUGUCUAUUAUUUCAAUGAGUACAAAAAUUCUUUUGCUUUUUCCGCCCAGUCGAAGUUGUAAACAGAUUCCCUCAUAAUUAAA